Molecule: messenger RNA, 1063 nt
Organism: Cucurbita moschata (crookneck pumpkin)
Lineage: Eukaryota; Viridiplantae; Streptophyta; Magnoliopsida; Cucurbitales; Cucurbitaceae
Product: protein JINGUBANG-like
Exons: 2
Coding region: 13-1032 (339 amino acids)
Molecular function (GO): protein binding
Source: RefSeq, a predicted model, not a curated record
CAAACAUGCACAAUGCCAGGUCAAACGACGCCGUUUAAGCUUGCGACUCUCACAACCCCAAACACGAGUUGCCUGGCCGCUCACAACGGGCUCCUCUACUCCGGCUCCACCAACCAAAUCGCCGUCUUCGAUUUAACCAACUUUACCCAAAUCGACACGCUUCGCACUAACGACGCCGCUUCGGGGUCCGUGAAGUCCAUCGCUUUUGGGCGUUGGAAAAUCUUCACGGCCCACCAGGACUGCAAGAUCCGCGUGUGGAAGAUCACCUGCUCGAAACGACGACACGGACACCGUCUUCUGGCCACUCUUCCCACCGUUAAGGACAAGCUCUACCGGUUUAUUUCGCCGAGUAAUUACGUUCAUGUACGGCGCCACCACAAGCGGCUGUGGAUUGAGCAUUGGGAUGCGGUUUCUGGGUUGGUGGUUAAUGAGGGGUUUGUGUACUCUGUUUCCUGGGAUCGGAGUUUUAAGGUUUGGAGUGCUUCCGACCAUAAGUGUUUGUCGUCGGUGAAAGCCCACGACGAUGCAGUCAACGCGGUUGGUGUGGGUCAGAACGGCGUCGUUUACACUGGCUCUGCCGAUGGGGUUAUUGGAGUUUGGGAGAUCAGGGAGGGGAAGCAAAAAAAGCAUAGGCUGGUGAGGACUUUGGACAAGCAUAAAUCCACGAUAAAUGCGAUCGCAUUGAACGAGGGAGGGACGGUGAUGUUUUCCGGGAGCAGUGACCGUUCGAUAAUGGUGUGGAAGAAAGAUGAGGCGGGAAAGCAGAUUGGGUUUGUGGAGGCUUUAUGGGGUCAUGAAGGGGCUGUAUUGUGCUUGUAUAGUGUCCGAGAUUUGUUAGUCAGUGGGUCCGAGGAUCGGACCGUCAGGAUUUGGAGAGGUGACGUCACAAAUGGUUAUCAAUGUACGGCUGUGAUGGAAGGACACAGAUCGCCGGUGAAGUCGUUGGUCGUGGUCGGAGCCGGUGAACGGUGUUUGAUGAUCUGUAGUGCCAGUUUGGACGGAGAAAUACGAGUUUGGAGUUUGAGGCUUUGAUUUAUUCAAUUUCAUUUCCCUAAGUUAUCCC